AUGGGAACACUAUCUACUCCAAGAAAGGAAGUUUUGAUAAAAUCAAUGGCUUUGGCUAUUCCUACAUAUCCUAUGCAUUGCUUUAAGUUCCCUGCUACCAUGUGCAAAGAGAUUGAUGCCGCUAGUGCUAAAUUCUGGUGGGGACAAAAGAAAGAAAAAAGAAAAAUUUAUUGGAAGAGUUGGGAGUUUUUGGGGCUGCCAAAAUCGGAGGGGGGUUUAGGCUUUAGAAAAUUGGCUGAGUUCAACAUUGCGCUUCUAGCGAAACAAGUGUGGAGGCUUCAUACUGAACCUAACACUUUGUGGGCCAAGAUGAUUAAAGGAAUCUAUUAUCCUCAUAUGGAUAUCCUACAGGCAGGAAAAGGGUAUAGGGCGUCGUGGGCGUGGAGUAGUUUAUUAGAAGGUAAAGCUUUGGUCGUAGAGGGUGCAAGAUGGCUGGUGGGAAUUGGUAAUUCUAUUGAUAUAUGGAGCGAUAAAUGGAUUUUGAAUUCUGAAAUGGGUUUCAUUGGACCUAAUGUGCCUAUCCCUCAAUCUGCCCCAACAAGAGUCUCCAAGCUAAUUGAUUGGGACUCUUAUAGAUGGAAUUUGCAACCAGUUUGUGGGUUGGUUCCAAAAUUAGACAUGAAAGCUAUUGAGAUGCAGCUGUUCAGUGAGAGUGAUAUUGAUGAUAGACUAAUCUGGUCUCCCACAAAGAAUGGUUCCUACACUGUCAAAUCCGGGUAUAAUCUGCUCCAUUCCCUGAAUCUAAAACCCUCAAGACAGUUGAGCCACUCUUCUCAUAGGGUUCACCCAAGUGUAUGCUCUACGAUUUGGUCUAUCCAAACACUUCCCAAAAUAAAGCAUUUCUUGUGGCAAGUGGUCAAUAAUGCUAUCUCUACCUACCAAAAUCUCUACCAAAAGAAAAUCAUAUCAUCACCUCUUUGUCAAAGGUGUGGGCUAGCUUCAGAAACAAUUGAACACACCCUACUGCUAUGCCCUAUUGCUACAUGCACAUGGUUUGCCUGUUCUCUCAACUAUAAGAUAAAUAUGCAAGAGAUUACUUAUAUUGAUAGAUGGAUUGAAGGAAUCUUAAAGCUAGCAGGUCCUCAAAAGAAGCUUCAAGAUAGUUGUCUUAUCAAAAUUUCCUUCAUCUGUUGGGAAUUAUGGAAGUGUCGAUGCCGUUCCCUCUACCAAGGUAUCAAAACCCAUUCUGGAAACUCUCCAAGCUCUUCACACCCUUUCCCUUCUAACCAAACACACAUUCACCGUAACCCCACCGCCAUUAUUCCUUCACAAGAUCAUCCUACCACCAUUUCUACCCUAGAAAAUCCCAAUACUACCUGGAAAAAGCCUCCCGUUGGUUCUAUCAAAAUUAAUUUCGACGCAGCUUGGACAAGUGACACUAACCUUGCUGGCCUCAGAGUUGUUGUGAGAAACCCUCACGGUUCUCUAAUUAACGGAUCAUCUCAAUGCUGCUGUGCAAGUUCAGCAAUAGAAGCGGAAGCCCAAGCAGCCGUCACCGCUCUCUCCCUCGCAAAGAAAUACUCCCACCUUCCGACACAAAUUGAGUCAGAUUGCCAAGAAUUGGUUAACAUCAUAAAUGGUGUCGAUUUAGGAAAAAAUUGGAGAAUUUCACCUUUGAUUGCUCAGUUACAGAGAGCUCCUCCUCCUUCCAGACCGAUCGAUUGGUCUUGGAUACCCAGAAAAGCGAAUUGUGCAGCUCACCAUGUUGCGUCGCUUAGUGUGAGGAAGACGUGCCCGGAUGUCUGGAUUGACAGACCGCCAUCCUCCCUGGUCCACAUCCUUUCGCGCGAUGGCUUGUUGUGUCUUCCGCCAGAGGGAGCUACUGAUCAGAAUACAUAA
Fragaria vesca subsp. vesca is the source of this 1839-nucleotide messenger RNA. RefSeq names its product putative ribonuclease H protein At1g65750-like. The record is from RefSeq and is a predicted model, not a curated record. Bases 1 to 1839 code for a protein of 612 amino acids. Lineage: Eukaryota; Viridiplantae; Streptophyta; Magnoliopsida; Rosales; Rosaceae. The transcript has a single exon.